Zonotrichia albicollis (white-throated sparrow) is the source of this 3074-nucleotide messenger RNA. It is a transcript of the gene ALB, whose product is annotated as albumin. Gene Ontology annotation, cellular component: cytoplasm; blood microparticle. Lineage: Eukaryota; Metazoa; Chordata; Aves; Passeriformes; Passerellidae. The record is from RefSeq and is a predicted model, not a curated record. Gene Ontology annotation, biological process: transport. Gene Ontology annotation, molecular function: small molecule binding.
CCUUAAAAACUGAGGAAGGGUUUGGAGGCCACAGGCUUGGCUCUACCAUGUGGGUGCUCACAAAGCGGAGCUGCAAGGCAGCACACAAGCUCCAGUUGUGUGGGCUGAUAUCCACACACUGGGGACAUAAAUGAAUUACAGUAAAUCCUACUGUCUCCCACUGGGAAGCUACACCACUUUGCACUCAGCAAGGAUCCAGCCCUGGACUUGUUUGGGAAUUUUUGAAGCAUCUCACUGGGUUUCCUGGAAAGUAAUUUUGAUUUAUUCCAUGUCCUGGGGCUCUGUGCAAACUGCACAUUUUUCCUGUGUCUGAUCUCCUAAGUUACUGACUAAUCAAUGAGGAAUUUUACAGAGAUGAGAGCAAUGUUUAAUUAAGAGAUCACUCUUGGGAAGAUGUCAAUACAAAUGAGAAAUUGCAAAAAUUCUGAAAUGACAGCUCUUGUACUUGUUUACCCAUGCAUUGGGCUGUUUUCUGGAUAUCAGUGAACAACAGCACCCAGGGAAAACCAGAGCAGGACCUAACAAAUUCAGGAGCUCAAAUCAGCCACACAUGUCUAGAUUAGCCAUGUCAUCUCAAUAAAGUGAUUUACAAUUAAAAUUCUCUAAUUUCAGGUGGACUGAGUCCUCUCUGGGUGAGCUGUUGCUAUACAAAACCAACAUGCUUUGCUUUUGAACAAAUAGUAGCAAAAAAAGGAGGCUAUAGGAUUAGCCCUGAUGACAUUUUUGUCUGAUGCCUUGAACUCCUUGUUUGUCAUUUGAUAAGGAAAUUUACGCAAAACUUUAUCUUUUUUGGGUGCUGGGAGGUUUGACCUCCUCCGGACAAAAAGGCCCAAAGUAACAACACAGAAUAAAUAACUAAUAUCAAAUUAAUUUUUGUCAAGGACAGCUGAAGUUUUGUAAUCCUCCUCAGGCCAAAUGGCAAUCCACAAAUGCCAGCUCAAGAGUUAAUAUUUUACAGGCACAGGUAGUGAAGGGUAUAUAAGCAAAUGCUCUUCCUUCAAUCUUCCUAGCAUUUUUGAGCAAUUUUGCUCACAUCAUAACCUGCAACCAUGAAGUGGUUAGCAUUAAUUUCAUUUAUUAUCUUCCUGAGCUCUGCCAGUUCCAGGAAUCUGCAAAGAACUGCACGAGAUGCAGAGCACAAGAGCCCGAUUGCCCACCGCUUCAACGACCUGAAGGAAGAGACAUUUAAGGCAGUUGCCAUGAUCACAUUUGCCCAGUACCUGCAGAGAUGCUCCUACGAUGGACUGUCCAAGCUGGUGAAGGAUGUGGUUGACCUGGCACAUAAGUGUGUGGCCAACGAGGAUGCUCCCGAGUGCUCAAAACCACUGCCCUCUGUUUUCCUGGAUGAAAUCUGCCAAGUGGACAAGCUCCGUGACUCAUACGGUGACAUGGCUGACUGCUGUGGUAAAGCUGAUCCCGAAAGAAACCAGUGCUUCCUGUCCUUCAAAGUGCAGCACCCAGACUUUGUGCAGCCCUACGAGAGACCUGCUGCUGAUGUCAUCUGCAACGAGUACAAGGACCACCGCGUGCAGCUCCUGGGAAAUUUUGUCUACACUGUGGCAAGAAGAAACCCCUUCCUGCACGCCCCAGCGAUCCUGGGCCUGGCUGCUGAGUAUGAAAACGCACUUAAAAGCUGCUGCUCAGAGAGUGAUGUUGGUGCUUGCUUGGAUGCAAAGGCAGCUGUCAUCAAGGAAAGAGCCAAGAAGAUAGAUGUGAAGCAGCAGCACGGAUGCAGGAUCCUCGAAAAGUAUGGUGAGAGGACUUUCCAAGCAAGUAAACUCGUUCGUAUGAGCCAGAAAUACCCCAAGGCUCCCUUUGCAGAGCUGGUUAAGUUGGUCCACGAUGUGAAGGAUGUCUACAAAGAGUGCUGUGAUGGGGACAUGGUGGAGUGUGUGGAUGACUGGUCCGAGCUCGUGGCCUCUAUGUGCUCUAAACAAGAUGUUUUCUCAAGUAAACUCAAGCCCUGCUGCGAGCUGCCAGCUGUGGAAAGGACCAAGUGCAUCAUGGAGGCAGAGUUUGAUGACAAACCCGACAACCUUCCUUCUCUAGUUGAAAAAUACAUUCAGGAUAAGGAAGUGUGUAAAAGCUAUGAGGCAAACCAUGAUGCAUUCCUGUCAGAGUUUGUUUAUGAAUACUCACGAAGACACCCUGAGCUCUCCACACAGCUGGUCAUGAGGAUUACCAAGGGAUAUGAAACACUCCUGGAUAAGUGCUGCAAGACAGACAACCCUGCUGAGUGCUACGGGAACGCUCAAGAGGAACUGAACAAGCACGUGAAGGAGAGCGAGGAUGUGGUGAAGACCAACUGUGAGCUGUUCAACACCCAUGGCGAGGCAGACUUCCUUAAAGGAAUUCUGGUCCGUUACACCAAGAAAAUGCCUCAGGUAUCAAGUGAGACCUUGCUUGAAAUCGGGAAGAAAAUGACAGGGGUUGGCAAGAAGUGCUGCAGUCUCCCUGAGCAGAAACGCAUGUCUUGUUCUGAGCACUAUCUGAGCAUCAUCAUUGAAGACAUGUGCAAGAGGCAGGAGAGCACCCCCAUCAAUGAGCAGGUUUCCCAGUGCUGCAACGAGCUCUACUCAUACAGGAGGCCGUGUUUCACUGCCAUGGGCGUAGACACCAAAUACGUGCCGCCUCCCUUCGACCCCUCGAUGUUCAACUUCGAUGAGAAGCUGUGCACUGCUGCUCCGGCUGAGCGCGAAGCAGGGCAGCUCAAAAUGCUCGUCAACCUCAUCAAGCGCAAGCCCCAGAUGACAGAAGAACAAAUAAAGACAAUUGGUGAGGGUUUCACUGCCAUGAUGGAAAAGUGCUGCAAGCAGGCAGAUGUUGAGGGGUGCCUUGGAGAAGAGGGCGCUUCCCUAAUAGUCCAGAGCAGAGCCAUACUAGGAAUUGGUGCUUAAUCUAAGGUUGCCAGUGAGAAAAAUAUGAAGAAAAACCUGUGGAACUUCUGCCACCCCUUACCCUUUUUCAUUUGGUACUGAAUGAAUAUUUCAUGAAUCUUCAGUGUUUUGUCACACUAUGUGCUGUUCAAUUCUUUCUCUAAAACAAAAAUAAAAAAUAAAGGCUUUAUAAAACCA